Molecule: messenger RNA, 902 nt
Organism: Rubroshorea leprosula
Lineage: Eukaryota; Viridiplantae; Streptophyta; Magnoliopsida; Malvales; Dipterocarpaceae
Source: the annotation of a GenBank genome assembly
GUUCCGAAAUCCGAUCACAGAAAGGCAUGAAAAUCCCUAUCCAUGGCGAGCUCAAGUCGAAGCCUCCUUUACGUUGCCCCAAAGCGCUUCCACCUGCCACAGAAACACUCAGGCUUCCCUGGAUGGUUCCAUUGCGCCAGGCGAAAUACAGGUUCCUCAAGCAGCAACAAAACCCACCAUCGUCGUGUGAUGGCGAGAAAGUUGUACGGUUAACCUUCGAUACAAGAAUUCAAGCGGAGAGGGGAAGAUGGAGGCAUCAAUGGGAGUCCGACGGGAAAGAUUUGAGUGGUGAGGCUAGUCCGGUGGUGAGAAGGGGAGACAAGAAAAGGAAAGAGACAACGGGGAUGGGCAAUGGGUCACAGUCGGAGAAAAGAUUGGAAGAGGAAGAUUGUGGGUUCUGUUUAGUGGUCAAUGAGAGGCGGGCUUAUGACGGAAGGGGGCUUUCCGGUGGAGAGAAGGGAAGGCUGCUCACAGGGAAGAAGAGAAGGAGAAAGAGACUCGGUGGUCACUGAAAAAAUCAAAAGGUUUCCUUUCUUUUUUUUAAGAUUUUUGGGUGUUAUGGAGCUUGGUGGUGGAUUAUUGAGAACUUAUUGUUUAUGUGAUUUAGUUUGGUGGGAUUGCUUUUAAUUCCUUAAUGUGCUUUGUAUGUUUUUUGAAUGCUGCAUUGUGUUAUAUACUGCUAUGGUUCUGUUUAUAGGGCAUAUUAGUUAGGCAUUUUGUUGCGGUGGCUUGCGUGUUUUCAAGGGUCCUUCUAUCUGCAUUGCUAUAGGCAUUUGUGUUCUAUACUUGCCAGCAUUGGUGUUCACUCUUCCUAUUAAUAGUUUGGCUGAUGAAACUAAUAUUCCAUUUUGUGUAUGUUUUUUUCCUUCAUUAUAGCCUUCUGCAGUAAUGACAAUGACUCU